UGCAUUUUAUCAGAAUAAAUGCAAAUGUUUCUAUACGAUUAUUAACUUCGUAAUGACAAGUAUUAACCAGUUCCGUCGCGGAAUAUCUCCGCAGCUGAAAUGGUACAUAUUUGUCGAACUCGCAUAUCUCGAAGUUCCGAGAUACCGAGUAUAAACUGUAUAAUAUUCUGUAAAUAUAUUAUGCAUUCACAGAUAUUUGUGUAUUUGUUUACAUUAACGGAAGAAUGAGAUCACAAAAGCUGGCUUUCACAACGGUAGCAGUCCUGCUUAAUUUUGGAUACAUCAGUUGUUGUCUACAAGGAGCAUGUAACCCAGACAACAGGCUUUGUUUAUGCGACAACAGACACGAAAGCAGCCCGUGCAAUAUCAAACCAAACACGUGUCACUCUAGCACGUGUGUCCAUGGCAACUGUAUUUUUAACAAAGUUAACCAUACAUGUACAUGUAACUGUCUGGAUGACUCUGCGCAGACCACUCUAAUGAAAGACAGGAUAGCGACUGAUUGCUUUGAUGUGCGUAAGAAGAAAAUAGGAACAACAAGCGGGGUAUAUAGUGUGAUGUUAUGGAAAUCCAAACAAAUUAUAGAUGUCUAUUGUGAUAUGGAGACCGACAAAGGAGGCUGGACGGUGUUUCAAAACCGAUUUGAUGGAUCUGUAGAUUUCUAUCGUAAUUCUACCGAGUAUGAAGAAGGGUUUGGAACUCUAAACGGAGAAUUUUGGCUAGGUCUUCGUUACAUACAAGAGAUGGCGGAACAGGGCAAAACAUACCUGCGGCUUGAUGUAACUGCUGUUGACGGCGAACAUGUUCAUGAAGUUUUCAGGAAUUUCAAACUUUCAGAAGCACCUGAUUAUUAUCUUAAGAUAGGCAAACAGACGGUUAAACCUCUGUCAGAUAAUGAAUUUGGCUUUUCGCUGAGUAGAGGGUGCAAGUUUAGCACGUAUGACCGUGAUGUUGACAAGUCUGGGGUUCGACACUGCGCAGAGUUGUACCGAGGAGGGUGGUGGUAUUGGGACUGCGCCCAGGCGAACCUCAAUGGGGAGUACAUGAUCCCUCCUGGGUCCAAAUCCCAGUACGAUAUCGGAUUUGGAGGAUUUAUUUAUUAUGCAUUUAAAGGAACCGAUUCACUGAAGUCGUCAAAGAUUAUGUUUCGGCGACGUAAAUAAACAGUGACUUUACGCACUUUUUGUACAUAAGCUAUAAAUCUUGAAAUACGUUAAUAAUAGUGCAUUAGAUUUACAAAUGUUUUCGAUGCAUAGAAUGUAAGGAAUAUUGUUGCUAGAUUGCUAGAAGUUGGCGACUUUGACGAACUUUAUUUUUUUGUUUAAAUAUGCUGUGACAACGUUAAUGUCUUAAACCAGCUUGCGUGGUGUAAUAGCUUUGUCUUAUUAUUUAUGUCUUUGUCAGCUACUUUAACUCUAUUUCUUGUAUCAUUUUCUUUUGUAAAAUUAAAUAAUCUCAGACUUAUAUGUGACUAAAACGAUACACAAUGUUUAUCUAUUACAUCGGCAUUCAGCUGCUUUCUACCGUAUAUGUUCGCUUAUAAGACGCACUCGCUUAUAAAUACGACGUCGGACAUGCAAUCUGGGGUUUCUUUUAAUUUCCCUGUAGUACACACUUCUAAAAUGCUCCACACUCUCUGAACCGGAAAUAUAACUCCUAAUAAUGCGUCUUAUAAGCGAAGAUAUACGGUAUAUAUAUGGCCUAGUUUGAGCACUUACUAUUGUAACUGUAGUUAAACUAAAGUUAAAUCGAAUUGCCUCUAGUUGACGGAUAUGACGUAUUUUUUUGUUAAAGAGUAGUUCAACUAGCUGGUAAGCCUUGUUUCUCUAGUUUCAAAAUGGCGGAAAAAGUUUGGAAAAUGUUAACGUAAUUGCAACAUUUUUAGGGUUUUAUUUAAAUUUAAUUGUGUUUGAUUGCUAUUGAAAGAUACAAUGUAGUUGUAAGUGUUACAUAUGUGCAGUUGAGAAGUGUGUAUUAAUUGGGAUCUGUUACCUGUUUAAUCCUAUAAAAAAGAUCCAAAAUAUAAUCGAUGGUUCUUUGGGCGUCGCCACAUUACUUUAGCUACUUCAUCACUUCAGUCGCUUAAGCUGGAGCUAUGGGGCGUAAGGGGUAUUGCACAUUUCCAUUACCUCUCGUGAC
This is a messenger RNA of Mercenaria mercenaria, 2139 nucleotides long. RefSeq names its product fibrinogen-like protein A. The transcript has 7 exons. NCBI's taxonomy places the organism in Eukaryota, Metazoa, Mollusca, Bivalvia, Venerida, Veneridae. The record is from RefSeq and is a predicted model, not a curated record. The coding region runs from base 225 to 1163 and encodes 312 amino acids.